Messenger RNA from Mesitornis unicolor (brown roatelo), 6663 nucleotides. RefSeq names its product immunoglobulin superfamily, member 10 (gene IGSF10). Gene Ontology annotation, molecular function: protein binding. Gene Ontology annotation, cellular component: extracellular region. The record is from RefSeq and is a predicted model, not a curated record. The transcript has 5 exons. Lineage: Eukaryota; Metazoa; Chordata; Aves; Mesitornithiformes; Mesitornithidae. The annotation marks the transcript as partial.
UAUGGUCUAAAGAGCUUGGUACGGUUGCACAUGGACCACAAUCAAAUUGAAUUUGUAAAUCCCAACGUUUUCUAUGGACUCACAUUGCUGAGGCUGGUCCACCUGGAAGGAAAUUUACUUAAGCAGCUUCACCCAGAUACUUUUGUCACCUUGCGCUACAGCCAGAUAUUUAAGAUAUCCUUCAUCAAGCACAUAUAUUUGUCUGACAACGCGCUGCUGUCACUGCCACAAGACAUGCUUUCCUACAUGGCCGAGCUGGAGAGCCUCUACCUGCACGGAAACCCCUGGUGCUGCGACUGCAGUCUGCAGUGGUUGGCAGAGUGGGCAACGCAGAGAGCAGACAUUAUAAAGUGCAAAAAAGACCGAAGCUCCGGUGCCCAGCAAUGCCCAGUUUGUGCCAGUCCCAGGAGUCGCCGUGGGAAAAGCGUGGUGGAUCUCCCUGCUGCAGCCCUAACCUGUGCUAAGCCAGCCAUACAAGAUGCCCUGAAACUUGAAAACGUCACCAUGCCAGAGGACGGGGAGCUCCAUCCUGUCUCUCCCAGGGACUUCAUGGCUCCCAUAGGAUCCGUGGUUCUGAACAUGACUGACCAAGCGGGAAACCGAGGUAACUUGGCUUGCAGUGUCCAAAAACCAAAAGAAAUGUCUCCCAUCUCAUUUGACAAAGAAGGCAACAGUACAGUACUCAAAGCAUCAUUCUCAGCGUUUCUCAUGUGUGGCAUCGAUUAUGAACACAUUCAGCAGCUCUGGAGCAUCCUGGCACUGUACAGUAACUCGCCUUUAAAACUGGAGAGGAACACCCUAGUAACUAACAUGCCUUUUACUAGCUACAAGUAUAAACAAAUCUACUCUGAUAAAGAUGAACUUUUUACCAAUACAGAGGCUGAACUGAGAGCUGAACCACCAUGGUUAAUGCAGAGCAAGGUAGCAUUACAGCUGGACAGGACAGCGACCACACUGAACAUGCUGCACAUCCAGUACUUCACUGAUGCUCAGAUUGUUCUGCCCAGCACUGACAAGAGCCAGGACAGAAAUACCUGGGUCAUCAUCUCCAGAGACAACACCACCCAGACGGAGCACACCGUGCUGGUCGGGGGCACCGUGGAGCUGCCGUGCCGAGCAGUGGGAGAACCGGCCCCCGCCGUGGAGUGGAUAUUGGCUGACGGGAGCAAGGUCCGAGCCCCCUACGUCAGUGAGGACGGGAGAAUCGUGGUGGUUAAAUCGGGAACAUUCACCCUGCGGACAGCUGAUGCUUUUGACUCUGGGCUCUAUCACUGCAUAGGCACAAACUACAACGACGGAGAUGCCCUCACAUUUAGAAUUACUGUGGUGGACCCUUAUGAGGAGCACAACAGCGCAAAUGGAGCCCAGCUUUCUGCCUUUGUCGGCAGCAUGCUCUACCUGCCCUGCACAUCCACUGCCGUUCCAGAUGCUGCCAUCAGCUGGGUGUUACCUGAGCACACGAUUCUGCAUCAUUCUGAAGGAAACAAACAUGUUUUUGACAACGGCACCUUGAGAAUACAAGGGGUGACAGAGCGAGACAGUGGCUACUUCAGGUGUGUGGCAGCCAACCCGUACGGUGUUGAUAUUUUGGUUUUCCAAGUGCUGGUCAGAAAGGAUGAAACCACUCUAAAGAAAACACAGGCAGCUGGGGGAGAAUGGGCAGAGGGCGAUGGCUCUGGCCAUGCAGUGCCGGCCUCUGCUACGACACAGAUGCACUCAUUAGCUCCUCCACCCACCUUGACAGCUCCUUGGGAAUCUGCUGUCUCCGCGGCCAGGAACCAGGUGGCACAGAGUGCGCGUAUGAGGAACCGCUAUAGGAAGGUGACAUACAGGCACUACCAGGACAGAGCGGGCAGACGGUUCAGAGGGCACAGGAGGCAGUUCGUCUCCUCGGCCAGGAGAGUCGAUCCACAGCGCUGGGCAGCCUUGCUGGAGAAAACCAAGAGGAACUCCACAUCAACAGGAAAACAAGUUGCAACCAAACCACCUGUUCAAGUCCGCAAGUUCUCAGAAGCGCCUGGGGAUGAGGAGGAAACGUCUGGUGAUAUCGUAUCUCCAGAGGAAGAAUUCAUGAUACCGGUAACAAGGACAGCGGUACCUGCGCUGGGCAGAGCAAUGAAGAGCGUGGUAACUGCAGGGCCUGGGGCGGCCACGAGCAAUGCUGCUGCUGGGAAAGGCUCUCUCCUGGUUGCAGAGGCAGGGACGCCCCUACCCUCUCCCUUCUCACAGUCUGUGCCAUCUGGUUUAAGUCAGGUAUCAGCAAAUGGUAUAAAACCGUCAUCAGCUGUAUCAUAUGCAGCAAGGAGAACACCUACACUCUCCACUGCUGGGCAAGGGUUGGUGUAUUCUGGGGAAAGCAAUAACCAGCACGUAAAAUCUGUAUCCAUGGCACCCGUGACAGAAGUUACAGACACCAGCAAGUCCGUAACUUCCCAAAACGCAGCGGACGAGCUCCAUGUUUUUACUGAGUCUAUUGAUAAGAUUUCCACCAAAACAGAUCCUCAGUUGUCUGUAGUGGCUGUCAGUGAACCAAGUCCUGGAUUUGAUCGCAUUUAUUUCCACAGUACUCACAAACAAGUAACUCCUAGGCUGCCAUUGGCCUCAACUGCCAUUAAUGAUCAGCAAGUCCAGAUUGUCCAGGAUUUUCCAACUCAGACACCCCCACCACAGCAGCAAUAUGGGAGACGAAGGAAAAUUUCUGGUAGGAGACGAAUUGUUAGACCAGGACGGAUUCCAGGUAUGAAAGAGCACAAGUACAACUUAGGGAGAAAUAGCACAGCUGUGGCUGCAGGUGUUCAACUGAAUAUGAAGUAUGUAUCAAAUUUACCAACCUUAAAUAAUAUCAGCAGCUCCAUCAACCUAAUGAGCCCAGAAGCACCGUUGUCCUCUCCCUCCACCAUGAAUAUGCCCCUGGAGCACCCAGCGGGCACUCAGCAAAGCACAGCAUUCCCCAGGGAAAAUGAAGCCAGUGCAAGGCACAAAACCACAACCACAGCCAUGUCUUUCACUGCCAAGAGCGCCCACGAUACCCCUCAAGGGACGUCAGGGACCAGCGCUGCAUUUCAGGCAAACACUAACAGAGUCCAAUCCUCCAGCGUCAGACUGCCAACAGCGGCAACCCACACAGCUCUUGCUGCAACAGGAAUCACACAAACCAAAACCACUGAGACAUCUUCUGCCCUUGAAUCGGUCACACACAGCAAGCUACCAAACCAGCAGACAGAUGUGUUUCCAUCACCAGAGGUACCAACUGCGCUUCCUAAAACCACAGCAGGGUUAUCCCUGUCCAAAGUGUCUCCUUUGCGCUUUACACCUGUUUCAACAGGUGAGAAUCACAGCAGUGCUUUCUUGUCUUUAAACAAACCCAUUCCUUAUGGCAAUGGCAAUGGUAAUUUAGAAGAACAUCUUCCCACUGCAAAACCACAUUCUUACUCUAAUCUUGCAACUGGCGCAACCAAAGAAAUGGAUGUAACGAGUUUGAAGCCACCAGUUAUACCUAUUAUUACUCUUCAGACUGACACCAAAAUCACCAAAAGCAAAGUAUUCAGAGUGGGGAGAAAGAGAGGUCAGAGGAGGAGGAGGCCCCCUAAAAUUUCGCCUUCACAAAGCACGACUGCAGGUUAUGGCACCACGGGAAGGGACGAGGACAAGGCUGAGAAGAGAUCAGAUCAAGAGACCACCACCACCAGCCCUAAAGCCUCAGACUCUCUGAGCAGGAAUCAUUUUGCAAAGCCCAGAAUAAUUGGGGGAAGAUGGGCUGCUUUCACUGUGCUGGCUGGUUCAGAUGCCUUCAUUCCUUGUGAAGCUACUGGAGACCCCCGACCAACAAUACAGUGGACCAAGAUAUUGCCAGGGCUGGACGCUGCAGCAGGCCGAGGCGUGGGCCGAUGGAGGGUGUUUGCCAAUGGCACGCUGGCCCUGGUACGGGCCAGCUUGGGGGACCGAGGGCAGUACCUGUGCACUGCAGCCAACCUGCACGGCGUGGCACGGCUCCUGGUCACCUUGUCGGUGCUGGCCUUCCCGCCCCGCGUGGCCGGCCCCAGGUGGCAGCUCCUCACGGCUCACUCGGGGAAGGCGCUGGCGGUGCCAUGCAGGGCCGAGGGCAGGCCCCCCCCUGCCAUUGCCUGGGUGCUGGCCAACAAGACGCACGUCUCCAGCUCUUCCGCGGGAAAUGGCAGAGCUCGUGUGGAGCUGGAUGGCACAUUAGUUAUCCAGGAAGUCACUGUUUACGACAGGGGCCUCUACACGUGCGUGGCAAAAAACCCAGCGGGCACCGACACGCGGGCUGUGAAGCUGCAGGUGAUUGCGGCACCCCCCACCAUUCUGGAGGAGAAGAGACAACGCCUCGAAGGAGCCACGGGGGAAAACCUGAGGCUGCCUUGCACUGUGCAAGGGAAGCCUCAGCCCAGUGUCCACUGGGUUCUUUCUGACGGCACCGUGGUGAAACCCCUGCAGUUCGUCAAAGCGAAGCUGUUCCUGUUCCCCAACGGCACCCUCCACCUCAGCAGUGUCGGCCCUGCAGACAGCGGCACCUACGAGUGCAUAGCCACGAGCUCGACGGGCUCAGAGAGGAGGGUGGUGAGCCUCAUGGUGCAGCACAGGGAUGUGCUCCCGAAAAUAGCUAUGGCCUCUCCAGAAAUGACACGGCUAAAUUUUGGGGACAAGUUACUUCUGAACUGCACAGCAACUGGGGAGCCCAAGCCCAGCAUCAUCUGGAGGUUACCCUCCAAGGCAGUUGUGGACCAGUGGCACAGAAUGGGGAGCCGAAUCCACGUGUACCCCAAUGGAUCCUUGGCUGUUGAGUCAGUCACUGAAAAGGAUGCAGGGGACUACUUGUGUGUUGCAAGGAACAAAAUUGGGGAUGAUCUGGUACUGAUGAGAGUCAGCAUCACGAUGAAACCAGCCAAGAUUGACCAGAAGCAGUAUUUUAAGAAACUGGUGCCGUAUGGAAAAGACUUCCAAGUGGACUGCAAGGCCUCUGGGUCACCCGCACCGGAAAUAUCCUGGGGUUUGCCUGAUGGAACAGUGAUCAAUAACGCGAUGCUGGCAGACGACAGUGGCCGCAGGUCUCGCAGGUACAUCCUCUUUGACAACGGCACUCUGUAUCUCAACAAAGCUGGUGUAACAGAAGGCGGGGAUUAUACCUGCUACGCUCAGAACACGCUGGGAAGGGACGAAAUGAAGAUACGCAUCACCGUUGUCAUGACGGCCCCUCAGAUAAAGCAUAAUUACAAGACGUACAGGAAAGUGAGAGCUGGAGAUACGGCAGUGCUGGACUGUGAAGCUGCUGGAGAACCCAAGCCCGAAAUAUUCUGGUUGCUGCCUUCCAGUGACAUGAUCUCCUCGUCAACAGCGCGACAUGUCUUGCACGGCAAUGGCUCUCUGUCUGUCAGCCAAGCCAGGCUGCUGGAUGCCGGGGACUACACGUGUGUUGCUCACAAUCCUGGAGGGGACGAUACAAAACUGUACAAACUGGAUGUUGUUGCCAGGCCACCCAUCAUAAAUGGUUUAUAUGGGAACAAAACCAUCAUGAAAGUGACGGCAGUGAGGCACUCAAAGAAACAAAUUGACUGUCAAGCAGAAGGGACACCUCUCCCUCAGAUUAUGUGGAUCAUGCCUGACAAUAUUUUCCUAACAGCUCCAUAUUAUGGGAGCAGGAUUGUUGUACAUGAAAACGGGACACUGGAGAUUCGGAACUUACGGCCUUCUGACACGGCAGAUUUUAUCUGUGUGGCACGUAAUGAUGGGGGAGAGAGCAUGCUGGUGGUGCAGCUGGAGGUGUUAGAAAUGCUAAGGCGACCCACAUUUAAAAAUCCAUUUAACGAAAAAAUAAUAGCAAAACCUGGAAAACCCACCACGCUGAACUGUUCUGUGGAUGGAAACCCUCCACCUGACAUCAGCUGGAUGCUGCCCAAUGGCACCUGGUUCUCCGGCAGCAUCAAGACAUCCCAGUUUGUCACGGGAAGUGGCGGGACCCUCACCAUCUAUAACUCCGACGGGGACAAGGCCGGGAAGUAUCGCUGCGCUGCCCGGAAUCAAGUCGGCUACAUUGAAAAGCUGAUGGUGCUCGAAGUGGGCCGCAAGCCCAGCAUCCUCACGCGCCCGCAGGGGCCGGUGCAGGGUGCCAGUGGGGAGGUGCUGUCACUCCACUGCCUGUCCGAGGGCAGCCCCAGGCCCAGCACGGCCUGGACCCUGCCUGGCGGCUCCGUGCUGGCCCGGCCGCAGCUCCGCGGGAAACACGUCCUGCUGGAGAACGGCACCUUGGUCAUCCGCGACGCCACCCUUCGCGACAGCGGUGAUUACGUGUGCACGGCCCACAACGCCGCUGGAGAUGCCUCUGUGACCAUCCCCGUGGUGAUUGUCGCCUACGCCCCGAGGAUCACACACCGGCCGCCGCACACCGUACGCGCCGUGCCUGGUGCACCUUUUCAGCUCCACUGCGCGGCGCUGGGAGUCCCCAAACCUGAGAUCUCCUGGGAGCUCCCUGACCGCUCUGUGCUCUCUCCUGGUCACCCAGGCCAAGUGCCUGGGAUCGAGCUGCUCCGUCCCCUGGGGACACUGCUCAUCCCCAGUCCCCUACCCUCAGACUCUGGCACGUACAAGUGCACAGCAAAGAACCACCUUGGCAGCGAUUUCACAGUAACAUAUGUCCACGUCAUUUGA